Molecule: messenger RNA, 775 nt
Organism: Rhodofomes roseus
Lineage: Eukaryota; Fungi; Basidiomycota; Agaricomycetes; Polyporales; Fomitopsidaceae
Exons: 2
Coding region: 189-695 (168 amino acids)
Molecular function (GO): protein binding
Source: RefSeq, a predicted model, not a curated record
AGCGUCUGCGCGGGAAGCCAUCCACCUUCGCUCGGUUCGCGAACCUACCGUGGUAUGCUGGCAGCCUCGCACGCGGCGGUGAACCUUAUCGGAUCCCUGUCCCAUGCAGCGCGUAUCCCCCGCUCACUCCCCUCAUCAAGCCGCCAUCGUCAAUCGUUGUUUAGCCGUAGCCUCAUCGUACUACCGAGAUGUCGUCGCAAACCGGCUCCCACGCCGCCGAUAUCGAGCAAGCAGCGAACCCUGCGACUGAUGCGCCAGCGCCGUUCAACAAACCUACCGCCGACCUCAUCCUGCGCUCGUCGGAUGGCGUUCGCUUCCGCGUGCGAAAGGCCAUUCUCGCCGAGGCAUCUCCUAUAUUCGAGGACAUGUUCACUCUCCCCGCGCCACGGAACUCGGACAACUUGGCCAUUGGCCCACCCGUGGUUGACAUGACGGAGGACAGUCGCACCGUCCAUGGCUUACUACGCCUGUGCUAUCCUAUCAGCGAGACGCCCAUCCGCACGCUGGAUGAGGCAUCGAUCUUGCUGGAUGCUGUAAGGAAGUACUCCAUGGACGGUGCUCUAAACUACCUCGGUCAAAGGCUCAUUGUCUUCGCCGAUGCGGAGCCUCUCCGGGUGUAUGCUCUGGCCAUUCGCUAUGAGCUGCAGGAAGAGAUACUUAAAGCGUCUGCCAAAGGGUUCUUAACCUACAUAUAGCCAACAGCGGAUUCAAGUCGUUGGAAGAUCUGAACUACAUCCCGGCUUCUACCUACCUGCGCCUUCUCGAUUACCGCGAC